AUGAGUGGGCUGAAUAACCUAAUGAAGGAGGGCUGGCACUCCAAGGGAAAGGAUGGGAAGAGGGAGAGUUGGCGUGGGGACUUCAAGGGCAUCAAUCAAGUGGCCGGAUGGAUGGGCAAGGGCAAGGAUCCAAACGAGGAUCGUGAGGAGCAUGUUUCCAGACCACUUUCAUCACUUAAGGACCCCUCCUCCUUUGGACCUCCACCCAAACAUAUCAAUUACCAUGGCGCUGCCGCAUUGCCAAACGAGACCACUCCGGACCGAAGAGGCACCGGCACUCCCUUGUCGGAGCAGAACUAUGAGCAGAAUUUGCAGCAACAACAAGCAAUGGAGGCAGAGGAGGAGGCCCAGAGACCUCGGCCACCACCAGUACCAUAUCGUGCGGAUACGACCGGGUUAUCUACAAAUCAUCUUCCUCCACCAGUGCGACGCCUCGACUCGCCGAAUUCCACUUCUUCUGCCACUGGGAAGCCAAAGCCCCAGCUGCCACCUCGACUCCCUUCAAGAACCGCAUCACCUGCCCUGACUGACCUCCCUCCUCCACCUGCCUACUCGCCCGUUCCGCCAACGCCCGAGGGAUACAUUAAUCGGGAAGCUGCCACACGGCUUUCACGUGCUGGCGUUUCAGUUCCCGCACUCGGCAUAGGAGAGAAGACAGAGUCUGCCCACAUCACAAAUGGCCAGAACGAUCCGGCGCUUGAUAAUAUGCAGUCUCGCUUCUCGACGACACAUAGUCCUUCGGCCAACAAUCCAUAUCCCAUGAGCGCCGAUUCCUCACUUCCACCACUUCCAACCUUCCGGGAUCGUCACCAGGACAAGAUUGAUUUGGGCAAGCAGAAAUGGGGAGGAGUAACUUCACGCUUCAAUACUUUUGUUGAAGACAGAAAGUUUUCCGCCGCGGCAAACAAACGUAUUCCUCGGCCGGGCGAUCUCCCGCGAAGUUCAACUGCUCCAAGCACUGCUCCAAGCCCUGCCCCAAAACCCGUUCCAAAGCCUGUUCAUGUCCCUGGCCCCGCUAUUCCAAGUCGAGCUGUUCAAAGCCCGCCUACUGAGUCGAGCAUCGGAGCCCAGGCUCAGCGCAAAAAACCACCUCCUCCACCCCCGAAGAGAGCAGAGAUGCGCACACCAAUCAACACUCCUUCAGAUAUUUCGACAUCUCCGACGCCACCGCCUGUACCACUAAGCACGAAACCCCGUUGA
Penicillium taxi is the source of this 1200-nucleotide messenger RNA. RefSeq lists its product as uncharacterized. NCBI's taxonomy places the organism in Eukaryota, Fungi, Ascomycota, Eurotiomycetes, Eurotiales, Aspergillaceae. Bases 1 to 1200 code for a protein of 399 amino acids. The record is from RefSeq and is a predicted model, not a curated record. The transcript is spliced from 2 exons.